UGAUAUUUAAGUUCAUGUCUGGCCAAUUCGUUUACCUAAUUACAGUGACAAGAGACUGGGACAAAACAAGAGAAAUAGGCCAGACAAGUUGAUAAUUUACAUUCUAUAAGCCAUCAUGGGUAACAGAUGUUCAACCCCCUCGUCAGAUGAUACAAAGAAAGCAAAGGAACUAAUUCCUUAUGUCUGCAUCGAUUCAGGGUGUGCAGCAGACAUGCAAGGACAGCUUCAACCGUUUAGUAUUAAAAACUAUUCAUUAACCUCAGAAACACUUCCAAUGGAAGAGAGAUUCGAAAAUCUGGUUUUUAGAGGAGGUGGAGUAAAAGGACUGGCAUAUUGUGGGGCUAUUGAGGUACUAGAGAAACACAAGAUGAUUAAAAACGUCAAGCGAUUUGCUGGAGCUAGUGCUGGCGCCAUUUGUGCUACAUUUCUAGCAUUAGGAUACUCUUCCUCUGAACUACAGGACCUGUUGGGAACCAAUUUCUAUGAUCUCUUAAUAAAUUUUAAAGUAUGGCAAGUUUACAAAUACCCGAAAUUAAUCUACAAUUUGCUGAAAUACUUUGGAUUUUUUGAAACCAAUGAUUUCUUGGUUUGGCUGGGAAAAGCAAUCGAGGAUAAAGUGGGAAAAGGAAAGAAGGAUUUAACUUUUCGAGAGCUUUACGACAUUACUGGGAAAGAACUGUGUGUGAUCAUCACGAGUCUGAAUUCCCAGACAGAAGAAUACUGCCACCCCAAAACGACACCCGAUCUUUCCAUCAGAAAGGCUGUGCAGAUGUCUAUGUCCAUCCCAGGUUUAUUUCAAACACAGACAGUAGACAAUGAUGGGAAAAUGGAUUACUACGUAGAUGGAGGGGUGACCUGCAAUUAUCCUAUACACUGUUUUGAUGGCUGGUUUCUGUCAAUGUCCGAAGAACACUCGUUUUUUCUCAAGUUACCGAAAAUCAGAGAAAUGAAGACCAUCCUACAAGAAAGAUUUACACCAACGGGGGACAACAGGACACUUGGUUUCAUUGUGUACAGCGACGAGGAGUCAGAAAUAUUUAAACCAGUACAUAAGCCCCCACCUACAACCGAACUCCCGGGAACCAAAUUAGCAAGGAGUAGAAUGGAAAAUAGAAAAAAUUAUAAUGAGGGUACUGAGACUCUGGAUACUAUUGAAGUUUUUCUAGAGGUUUUAAAGACACAUAAUGCAGAUUUGGACAGAGUGCUCACCAGAGAGGAGCUGGAAGCAGCCUGUGAUGACGAAACAUUGACAGAUGAACAGUACAAACGCAUUUUUGGAAGUGUACCUCGAAAUGCUAAAGCCGUGUUGGAAGCCUUUGGGAAAACGGAGAACGAUACGAUAAUGGCUCGAGAUAUAUCGGAUUUCAUAAGAAGAAAGACUGGCCGCAGUGUACGUGAAUGGUAUAUGGGGUACAGUCGGCGAGAAAUAACCGGUGUUAUAUCCUUUGGGCAGACAUUUCAGAGUUUACUUCUCACAAACAUUGGAAGGAUCUUCCAACAGGAUCAAGAUGUUGAGAGAACGGUAGGAAUAAAUACCGCCUACAUCACCACCACAGACUUUGAUCUGGAGGACGAAGACAAGGAAUUUCUAGUUGAGCAAGGAAGAAAAUCAACAGAAUAUUACCUCCAGCAGCAGUUUCCGAAGAAAUUGAAUUAGAUCACUCAGAACGUGAGACCGAACGAAGAAAAACGUGCUUUUACAGUGCUUACAAAUUAUAGUUUGACUCUCAUCAACGGGAUGUUUUAAAUAUAUUUUUCUAUAUUAAUCUUGCUUGUAUUACAUAAAAACAGUUUGAGUGAUCCCCAAAUUGGAUAUAAAAAAAAAUCAUAAGCAAAUGUAUUGAAACAAAUGAAGAAAGUAAAAUUAUGGAAUACUUUUGCAGUUAGUUUUAUAUCUAGAUUUACCCCAUAUCAAUCUUGCUUGUAUGACAUCAACAUAAUUUGAAAGAUCUUCAAAAUUGGGUGUCAAAAAUCAUAAGAAAAUGUUGUAUUGAAACAAAUGAAGAAAGUAAAAUUAUAGUAUACUUUUGCA
This is a messenger RNA of Ostrea edulis (European flat oyster), 2032 nucleotides long. RefSeq lists its product as uncharacterized. Gene Ontology annotation, biological process: lipid metabolic process. The transcript is spliced from 15 exons. Bases 116 to 1657 code for a protein of 513 amino acids. The record is from RefSeq and is a predicted model, not a curated record. NCBI's taxonomy places the organism in Eukaryota, Metazoa, Mollusca, Bivalvia, Ostreida, Ostreidae.